GACAGGGGGAGACGAGGACUGUCAAGGAAGACGAAUAGGUUUGUGAAACAGUAAAAGUUUUAUCCUGUAACAAUUUGAUCUGCCGGUGGUAACUAAAUUCCACUCCGAUUAGUUAGUGUUAAGAUAGAGAGCAAUAAUGGUGGAUAGAAAGAAGAAAAUCAAAAUAUGUGACAAAGUAAAAGUGUCACAUAAGGAAGAGGAAGAUAGGAUUAGCCAGCUACCGGAACAUUUGAUAUCUGAAAUACUUGAUCAUCUCUCUACAAAGGAUGCUGUCAGAACAAGCGUUUUGUCUACCAGAUGGAGAUAUCUUUGGCAAUCUGUUCCUGGAUUGGACUUAAGCUCCUACGAAUUCUCAAAGUUUGAUGCCUUCGUGAGUUUUGUUGAAAGGUUUUUUAAUUCCCACAGGGAGUCAUGGAUACGAAAACUCCGGUUAAGUUAUUGUAGUCUUGGUAGGAGUUAUCUCGAAUCAUGGAUUGAUGCUGUAACUACUCGUAGGAUCCAACAUCUUAAAAUUGAUUAUGAUGGAUAUGAUAAGAAGAUACCCCUGAGUUUAUAUACCUGUGAGACACUGGUUCACUUACGACUCUGUUAUGUAACCAUGUGUAGUGCCAAGUUUGUUUCCUUACCUUGUCUGAAGUUCAUGCAUUUAGAGAAUAAUGAGUAUCCCAACGAGACCACCUUGCAGAAACUUAUCUCAGGCUCCCCAGCUCUGGAACAUUUAACCAUCACCAGAGCUCCAAUUUAUGAUGAUGCAAAUGUUGUACAAGUGCGCUCUCAUACGCUAAAGACAGCCUAUAUAUGUGAGUUUGCUGAAGUUGUGAUUGAUGCACCUCUACUGCAGUCUUUGAAGGCUACGGUCUCCUCAACAACGAACUUUCAUAUCGUCAAUUUGGGUUCCUCUGCCAAACUAGAUUUUGAUUUAAGCUAUAUGAGAUGCAGUAGUAGCAUGAUUCAUGACAUCCUCACCUACAUACCAUUGGUCAGGGAGCUAGUUAUUAGUAAUGGUAUUAGGAAGGAAAUCUUUCAGUACUCGAAAUCGGGACCACUGCUUCAGUUCCGUGACCUAUCCCGCUUGAAUGUUGAAUUUUCUAAAUUUGAUCUUGAAACGUUGCCAACCCUUCUUGAGAGCUGCCCAAAACUAGAAUCCUUAGUUAUGUUUGUUUUCUUCCGUUUUUUUUUGCAGAAAUUGGUUAGGGACGAAUCCAUGCGUGGUAAGAAGAAGACAGAACCAAAGGUGAUGUUUUCAACAACAGUGCCUCAGUGUUUGGUAUCAUCGCUCAAGUUUGUGGAAUGGAGACGCUCAAUCGCAGGGUAUGAAAGAGAAUUGGAGCUAGUAAGAUAUUUCUUGAAGAAUUCAAAAAUCCUGGAGAAAUUUAGGGUUGAUACUUACUAUGCCGGAAAAGCUAAGUGUGCCUUCCUUCAAGAACUCCUUACAAUGCCAAGAUGCUCUAGCGUCUGUGAACUCCAUUGUUCACUGAUUCCUAAGAAUAUAUUUGGCUGAACAUUUCGAUUAAGGUAGGUUGAUCUUUUUGGUCGUUAAAUUAGUUGAUUUUAGGAGGAUGUAUUAGGCGUUGUGCCGAAAAGCAAAUAUUGCAGUUUUAAGUUUUUCUUACUUGGUGGUUGCUGCUGCUCAUGUAAUAGUCACUAGUUACCAACUUUAUUUUCAGUUUGAUGGUUAUCUCCACAAAUUGUUCAAACACUAAUUAGGUCUCUUUUUUUUUUAAUGGAUAAGCUCUUUUGCUA
This is a messenger RNA of Camelina sativa (false flax), 1743 nucleotides long. NCBI's taxonomy places the organism in Eukaryota, Viridiplantae, Streptophyta, Magnoliopsida, Brassicales, Brassicaceae. The record is from RefSeq and is a predicted model, not a curated record.